This is a messenger RNA of Paramecium sonneborni, 741 nucleotides long. The record is from the annotation of a GenBank genome assembly. NCBI's taxonomy places the organism in Eukaryota, Ciliophora, Oligohymenophorea, Peniculida, Parameciidae.
AUGAAUUAAGAAAUUUAAGUUGAAUAAAGACUUUCACUUUAUGAUAUUGUCAGAGAAAAAAGAGAAGAAAAAUAAGUUCCAAUCAGUAGAAUGGUUUAUGCCACUUACUUUAGUGAAAGUGCUAUAUAAAAAAUUGAUGUUGAAUAAGUUUUAACUAAAUAAGUUAUAUUAUCACUAAAUAUAUAGAUUAAAGAAUUGAGUGACACUCAAGGUUAAAUUUCAGGUUUUCUCUUAAUUCGAGGUCUUUUUAGUUUACAUUUAGUUGAAACUUAAUCAAAUGUAAUGAAUCUUUGGAUGCGUAAUUUAUAUGCAGAGUAUAGAAAGGAAAAGAACAUUUAUAGCAUGAUUAAUAUAGUUACUGUUAAUGAAGACAAUCCUACAAGAUGUUUUGAUAGAUGGUAUUGUGAAAACUUAUUUUAAACUGGUCCAUAAUUAUCAGAUAUGGAUAAAACAGAAGCUUAAUGUUAAGAGAGAGUUUGGGAAUUGUAUUAAUAAGUAUGUAAUGCAGGAAUCAAACACAGUGCAAGAACUUAAAAAGAUAAAUAACAAAAUAAAAUAGCUAAUGAUGUCCCAAUUACUUUAGAUGAUAUCAACAUGUUACUACAUAAAAGAUUCAUGUCAAUUGAAGAAUAUAAUGAAUUAUAUUUAGGGGACAUUAAAAUUGAAUUAGAAUAAGAAAAAGUCUAUCCAUAAACAUUACCUUUAACAAGAGCAUUAGAAUAUAAAGAUUUAGGAGAAUGA